This is a messenger RNA of Danaus chrysippus (African queen), 792 nucleotides long. The record is from the annotation of a GenBank genome assembly. NCBI's taxonomy places the organism in Eukaryota, Metazoa, Arthropoda, Insecta, Lepidoptera, Nymphalidae.
AUGUCAAAGAGACCAAUCCACCAAUAUAAAGAAGAACAAUUGAUAGAAGCUAUGGCGGCGAUUAGGAAUGCGAAAUGUGGCUUCCCAUUAAAACGUGAUGAUCUCCUGAGUACCGUCCACAAUAUUAUAUCUGAAGAUAAAAGACCAAACCCAUUUGUAAAUAAUAGACCGGGGAAUAAAUGGUACCAAUCAUUUCUGAGACGAAAUCCUGAGUUAAGUGAGAGGACGCCUGAAAAUAUAUCGAAUGGUCGAGCCGCUGUAACUGAAGCAGGUAUUUGGAAGUGGUUUGCUGAACUUAUAUUAAUAAUGCCAUACUUGAAUCAAAAGCAAAUAGAAGAGUAUUUAGCUCUAAUAAAUGAUGGAGAGAUUUCGGAAGAUGAUCUUGAGGACUCGGAUACAGAAGGUAAUGAGAAUUUUUAUGAAAAUGGAGACGAUUUACUUCACGAUCUUGAGAGUCCAUUAGAAAAGGAAAAUGAUGACCCCGAUAAUGAUCCAUUCAUGGCAGGAGACCCGCCAUUGAUAAAUGAACCUACAGCAAAUGAUCAAGUGCCACAGGUUUCAUUCCCCUCAACAAGUCAAGCUAAUGGAUGCGCAACUAUGAGAGGACUCGUAUGGAAGGCAGGUAAAGCAGAAUUUGGAUUUCGAGCCACGGGAAUAUAUCCAAUGAACCCAAAUGUUUUUACCGAUCAAGACUUUCUGGCAGCGUCGCUGAUGGCACAAAUCACUGAAAACCAAGACCCUAAUGUCCAGAAUUUUGAAGAUGAACAGUCUGAGGGUAUGCUUAUUUUAUGA